Molecule: messenger RNA, 2859 nt
Organism: Paramuricea clavata
Lineage: Eukaryota; Metazoa; Cnidaria; Anthozoa; Malacalcyonacea; Plexauridae
Source: the annotation of a GenBank genome assembly
AUGAUUCAAAUUCAAAAGUUGGUUGGUAAAGGUGAAGAAAUGCUUGCAAAAGAAAUGGUUGACGAGGCUAAAGUCUACCUCACCAAAGCUAAAGAAAUUAAUAUAGAACUGGGGGAUAAAAUGGCGGAAGCUCUGAUUUUGGAGAGCUUUGGUCACUGUUAUCAACAUGAGGGUGAUUACGAAAAAGCCCUAAAAAUGACCAGUGACGCAAUAGCUAUAUUUAAGCAGCAGUCAGGAACUACUGGGCAGGCAGGGAAUGCGAAUGGUCUUGGGCAUCUUGGAACUAUAUAUAGUAAACUUGGCAGAUACAAGGAGGCCAUCGCAUGCCAGAAGAAAGCCAUUGAGAUACUUUUAAUAUUGGGAGAUGAUCCCAACGCUUUGGGCACGACUUAUGGAAAUAUGGGAGUUACGCACAAUCGUAUCAAAGAGCCCAGAAAAGCCAUAGAGUUGUCCCAAGAAGCUUAUAGAAUAAGUCAAAAGACAGGGAACAAAGUUGAGGAAGCUAGAAGCUUGCACAACAUAGGAGAUGCAUAUAAUCAAUUGGGACAGCCUAGAAAAUCUAUUUCGUACUGUAAAAAAAGUGCACGUAUUUGGACAGAGAUUGGCAACAAGAGAAAUGCUUCUGUUUCUUAUGGAGUUUUGGCAACCAGCUACCACAAAUUGGGUAAAAUGGAAACGUCUGAGCGUUAUUCUAAGAUGUGUAUCGACACUAACCUUCAUAUGAAGCAAUUUCACGACUUGGCAAUCGCAUAUGGAAAUAGGGGACUGAUGUACUACGAUGUCGCUUUGGAGAAAUUUCUCAGUUCCGGCGAUGCUAAAGAAUCGUUUGAAAGUUCUAUCGAAAACUUCAAACUGGCUAUAGAAUCAACCGAUACAAUUUUGGCCAGUUUAUCAGUUGACAAAAAUAAGACAGCGUUUGCGGAUAAAUUUUACCGUUGGCACAAUAGUCUUACCGCUCCUUUUAAUCUGUUAGGAAGAUCUACGGCUGCCCUGUUAUUUUUAGAUUUGGGAAGAGCAAAAAUUUUAAGACAGCUUGCUUACAAUGAAGUGGAAAACCAAGUGGAGGAUAAGGGUCAAUCAAGUUUCGAGUUAACGUGGUUGGCCAUUGAGAAUGAAAAAGAGAAGGAACGAAUUUGCGUCCUAUCUAAAGAAAUUCAACUAGCGGAGUCUAAUGCUGCUGUUUUGUUCUAUAAUUUCAACAACGCCAAAAUACUAACAAUUUGGGUAUUGGACGCCAAUGGAUGCGUUUCUUUAAAAACGUCGGAUCCUAGAGGAAUGUUCACAACAGCUCAAGAAGAGCUGGAAGACAACGUUACAGAGGUGUUGCAGAAGGCAUCCGUCGGAUUCUCACGCGGGUACUCUUUUUUGAAACCUUCGCCACUCUUUGAUGUCCAAAAUGCCAAGAAAUCCAUUCCCAAACAUGCGUUGAAUCAAGAAAAGGCGGAAGCAACAGGCCACAAUGACAAGGAAGCGAACGACAUAAAGAGCAAACCUGAAUGCAGAUCACCAGCUGUAAGAGCUGACGAAUCACGUGAACGUUUGGCCAAAGAGACACGUUCGCUUUUAUACAGAGCUUUGAUUACCCCAGUUAAAAGUUUGAUAAAUGGAAAGAAGCUCAUCAUUGUCCCAGAUGGCUGCUUAUUCUUUGCGCCUUUCUCGUCCUUUAUCGACGAAAAUGGCUGCCUGUUGUCUGAGGAAUACCAAAUUCAAACUAUUCCUUCAGUUUACGUCCUGGCUAUGGGCAUGCAGUCAUCGAGCAACAGGAGAAUUGGAAAUUCUUUGUUUGUCGGAAACCCUGAGUGUGUUCAGCUACCAUCUCUACCGUCAGCAGCAAGAGAAGUGGAAUACCUUGCAUCUCUUCUGGAUGCAAAACCACUAACCGGUCGUAUGGCAACCAAGAGAAAGAUUUUGGAGUUGAUGUCUAAAGCAUCCAUUAUUCAUAUUGCUUCCCAUGGUCAUGAAGGAACUGGACACAUUUUCCUGGCUUCCGAAUCAAACAAACCAAACGACGGUACUUAUUCAACAUCUUCGUCCGAUCUUCUCACACAAAGCGAUGUGCUGCAGUGUAAGCUGUCUGCACGGCUGGUCGUUCUCUCCUGUUGCCACUCUGGAAUGGGAAAUUUAUCUUCGGAAGGCGUCUUAGGUAUUGCAAGAUCAUUUCUUGGAGCUGGUGCAAGUUCGAUCCUGGUUACUCUGUGGACAAUCGACGACGAGUUUACAAAGCAGUUUAUGGAAGUUUUUUACGAGAAGAUUCUCGAGGAAAAAUCGGUCUGCCUAGCUCUAAAAGAAACCAUGAACAUAUUUCAAAGAAGUGGACAGUAUACUUCAUUCUUGUACUGGGCUGCGUUUCAAAUCCUUGGGGAAGAUGUAAGUUUUACUAAACUCGAGAUUGAGGAAAUUCGAGGAAACAACAAAAAGAUAAUGGCAAGCAAUUAAUUUUCUAAACUUAAUUGUAUUCAAUAAUCAUAAUUCAUCUGACUAUAGCUGCAAAUUUGAUGAUUUUGUACUCGAGUGCGGCGUGCCUACAGUAAUCUAUGAUUCCAUGGCGUACGAUCUUCAGGUCGGUUUUUAGUACAUCAGGAAACAAAAAGGAAAAUGACCAUCAGUUAAAAGAAUCACCAUCAGCUUUAAACAUUGAAUUAGCUGAACUUGGCGACUGAAACGUGACGGAAAUUUACAGUACUGCUCAGAAAUGACCUAACCUAACUAUUAUUAAGGGGGUCUUCCACCCUAAAAACAUUUUUUUUUCAAUUUAAAGGUUUUAUCAUCAUAUUUGAGUCAAAUAUGAUGGAAUAUCCUCAGCUGACGCAAGAUCAGUAACUUUUACAUUCGUCGUUGCCAUAGUAACUAAGAUAGGCC